Molecule: messenger RNA, 2523 nt
Organism: Chionomys nivalis (European snow vole)
Lineage: Eukaryota; Metazoa; Chordata; Mammalia; Rodentia; Cricetidae
Gene: Acsm5
Product: acyl-CoA synthetase medium chain family member 5
Exons: 15
Coding region: 224-1960 (578 amino acids)
Biological process (GO): fatty acid biosynthetic process; acyl-CoA metabolic process
Cellular component (GO): mitochondrial matrix
Molecular function (GO): fatty acid ligase activity; fatty-acyl-CoA synthase activity
Source: RefSeq, a predicted model, not a curated record
CAGUUUCAGGCUAUUGACCUAAUUCCAGGGAGCAAAGGCACCAGUCCUGCGGAGGCGGAGUCCAGACUGCAUUUAGGGCUAAAGCUCCAAGUCAGAAUCCGUUCUUCAUCAGCCUCUGGGUAAGCUUCUCGGGAGCCUUCCGGUCUGCCCAGCUGCUGAAGGCGAGAGCAGAUGCCUUGUGUCCGCCUCGGAUUUUAAAACCAGGCAGGAGGCAACAGACGACAUGAAGUUAUGGCGGAGAGGCCUGGUCCUCCAGGCUCUGAGGAGCUCCUGGGGCAUCUGCAGGGUUCACAGGCAGCCACCACCUCCACCUGUUCCUGAGGCUGUGGCCACCUGGGAAGCCAUCAGCCUGGGGAGACAGCCAGUACCUAAGUACUUCAACUUUGCCCACGACGUGCUGGAUACAUGGAGUCGGCUGGAAAAGGUAGGGCAGCGGCCCCCAAAUCCUGCAUUCUGGUGGGUGAAUGGCUCAGGAGCAGAAGUCAAGUGGACUUUUGAGGAGCUGGGGAAGCAGUCCAGGAAGGCAGCCAAUGUCUUAGAGGGUGUGUGUGGCCUGAAACCUGGAGACAGAAUGAUGCUGGUACUUCCACGCCUUCCAGACUGGUGGCUGAUCAGCGUGGCUUGCAUGCGAACAGGUGUGGUCAUGAUCCCAGGAAUCACCCAGCUGACAGCGAAGGAUCUGAAGUACCGGCUGCAGGCAGCCAGGGCCAGGUCCAUCGUUACCAGUGACGCCCUAGCUCCGCAAGUGGACGCCAUCAGCGCUGACUGUCCCUCCCUCCAAACCAAGCUUCUGGUGUCUGACACCAGUCGUCCUGGAUGGAUCAAUUUCCGGGAACAGCUUCGGGAGGCCUCUACAGAGCACAAUUGUGUGAGAACCAAGAGUGGAGAUUCCGUGGCCAUCUACUUCACCAGUGGAACCACAGGGGCUCCCAAGAUGGUGGAACAUUCCCAGUGCAGCUAUGGAUUGGGUUUUGUGGCCAGUGGAAGGAGGUGGAUUGCCUUGACUGAAUCUGACAUAUUCUGGAACACAACUGACACUGGCUGGGUGAAGGCAGCCUGGACUCUCUUCUCUGCCUGGUCCAACGGAGCUUGCAUUUUUGUACACGAGCUGUCCAGAGUUGAUGCCAAAACUAUCCUAAAUACUCUCUGCAGGUUCCCAAUAACCACCCUUUGCUGUGUUCCAACCCUUUUUCGGCUGAUUGUACAAGAAGAUCUGACAAGGUACAAGUUUCAAAGCCUGAGGCACUGUGUGACGGGCGGAGAGGCCCUCAACCCUGAUGUGAGGGACAAGUGGAAGAGCCAGACAGGCCUGGAGCUCCAUGAAGGCUAUGGACAAUCGGAAACAGUUGUCAUCUGUGGCAAUUCAAGAGGCUCGACAAUCAAAUCUGGAUCUAUGGGGAAAGCAAGCCCACCUUACGAUGUGCAGAUCGUGGAUGAAGAGGGCAAUGUCCUGCCUCCAGGGAAAGAGGGGAAUAUUGCUGUCCGCAUCAAACCCACCAGACCCUUCUGUUUCUUCAACUGCUAUCUGGAAAAUCCUGAGAAGACAGCCUCAUCAGAGAAAGGAGACUUUUACAUUACUGGGGACCGAGCCCACAUGGAUGAGGAUGGAUAUCUUUGGUUCUUAGGGAGAAAUGACGACGUGAUCAACUCUUCAAGCUACCGGAUUGGGCCUGUUGAGGUAGAGAGUGCCCUUGCUGAGCAUCCAGCUGUCCUUGAGUGUGCUGUGGUCAGCAGCCCGGACCCCAUUCGGGGAGAGGUGGUGAAAGCAUUCAUAGUCCUUUCUCCAGCCUACACAUCUCAUGACCCGGAAGCACUGACUCGGGAGCUCCAGGAGCACGUGAAGAAGGUGACUGCUCCAUACAAGUACCCCAGGAAGGUGGCUUUCAUUUCAGAACUGCCAAAGACUGUUUCUGGAAAGAUCUUAAGGAGUAAACUGAGAAACCAAGAAUGGGGGAGAUAAGGUGCAACCCAAGGAAGAUGACAGGAUGCUCUGACGGUUCUGAAAGAAGACAGAAGUGGGACUGGCCAGCCCCUCCUUGGAGCCCCAUCCCUUCAAAGAAUAGGUAUCAAAGAUGGUCAGCUUCUGAAUGGGCACUGUAGGGUGAUGCUGGUAAAGGUGAGAGCAUCUGGUCCAGAGCUCACAGUCACCGCCCCAUCCAUCCAGUGUCCCAUGGUUUCCCUGACUGGAGACAUCCUCACCGUCCAUCCAUUGGUUUUAUUAAGAGAAUUCUGCUGUUCGUGGGACAGACAGAUCAUCACAACCUGAGGGUAUCUGUGGUCUCAUUAUGCCAGUGGGAAUGUAAAACUUGACCCUUUGGAUUAAGCCAUUUGAUAAUGGCAUCUGGGCCAUAACGUUGACAAUACUCUUCCAUUUAGUAAUCACACCUUUGGGACUCACUAUAAAAGAAACAAUUCAAAAUGCAGAAAAUAUGUGGUAUACAAAAAUAUUCAGUGAAGCAUUGUUUAUCACUGAAAGUACAUGCACACAAUUGAGAAAUAAACUAAUUAACACUAGUUUGUCCA